Molecule: messenger RNA, 3791 nt
Organism: Galeopterus variegatus (Sunda flying lemur)
Lineage: Eukaryota; Metazoa; Chordata; Mammalia; Dermoptera; Cynocephalidae
Gene: INF2
Product: inverted formin, FH2 and WH2 domain containing
Exons: 21
Coding region: 13-3681 (1222 amino acids)
Biological process (GO): actin cytoskeleton organization
Molecular function (GO): small GTPase binding; actin binding
Source: RefSeq, a predicted model, not a curated record
CAGUUCGGCAAGAUGUCGGUGAAGGAGGGUGCGCAGCACAAGUGGACAGUGCUGAAAGAGAAGCUGGGGCCACCGGAGCUGGACUCCACUGAGGCCAACCUGGAAAAUGCCGACCCCGAGCUGUGCAUCCGGCUGCUCCAGAUGCCCUCCGUAGUCAACUACUCAGGGCUGCGCAAGCGCCUGGAGAGCAGCGAUGGCAGCUGGAUGGUGCAGUUCCUGGAGCAGAGCGGCCUGGACCUGCUGCUCGAGGCCCUGGCACGGCUGUUGGGCCGCAGUGUGGCCCGCAUCGCUGACACCCUGCUGCAGCUCACCUGCAUCAGCUGCGUGCGUGCUGUCAUGAACUCGCAGCAGGGCAUCGAGUACAUCCUCAGCAACCAGGGCUACGUGCGCCAGCUCUCCCAGGCUCUGGACACGUCCAGUGUGAUGGUCAAGAAGCAGGUGUUUGAGCUGCUGGCCGCCCUGUGCAUCUACUCGCCUGAGGGUCACACCUUGACCCUGGAUGCCCUGGACCAUUACAAGAUGGUGUGCAGACAACAGUACCGCUUCAGGGUCAUCAUGAACGAGCUGUCUAACAAUGACAAUGUGCCCUACAUGGUCACGCUGCUCAGCAUGAUCAAUGCCAUCAUCCUGGGCACCACGGACCUCCGCAAACGUGCCCAGCUGCGUAGCGAGUUCAUCGGGCUGCAGCUUCUGGAUGUUCUGACCCGGCUGCGAGACUUUGAGGAUGCCGACCUGCUGAUCCAGCUGGACACCUUCGAUGAGGCCAGGGCUGAGGACGAGGAGGAGCUGCUGUCAGUCUGUGACGGGGUCAACAUGAACAACCACCAGGAGGUCUUUGACUCCUUGUUCCACAAGGUGAGCUGCUCCCCGGCGUCUGCCCAGCUGCUCUCUCUGCUGCAGGGCCUCCUGCACCUGGAGCCCACCCGCCGCUCCAGCCAGCUGCUCUGGGAGGCCCUGGAGAGCCUGGUAAACCGGGCCGUGCUCCUGGCCAGUGACGCCCAGGAAUGCACCCUGGAGGAGGUGAUCGAGCGGCUCCUGUCCGUCAAGGGGCGGCCCCGACCAAGCCCCAUGGACAAGGCCCACAAGAGCAUCCAGGUCAACCUAGGCCAGAGUCAGACAGGCAGCUCCCCGCAAAACACAACUGCCCCCGAGGCCAUCGAGGAAGGCCAGCAGCCGGCGGUGGCCCAUGCCAGCGAACACAUGGCCAGCAUCCAGAGCAUGACACAGCCAAGAGUCCUGGAGCAGCAGGCACCCAGCCCACCCCCACCUCCACCGCCCCUCCCCGGCUCCACCACUGGGGCCCCACGCCACACCUGCGAGCACGGGACUCACAUCCAGAGCAUGACAGAGCCAAUAUUCCAGGAGCUGCGGGCACCCAGCUCACACCUUCCUGCAUCAGCCCUGCCAGGUCUGGCGGCCGUGUCUCCCCCAGAAAUCCCUCCACCUUCACCACUCCAGAGCAUGGGAUGCCCACCGCCACCCCCGCUGCCUGGAAUGGGCUGGGGACCCCCUCCACCUCCACCACUGCCCAGUACCUUUGGCCUGCCUGCAGCGAGCGGCUUGGAGGAGAUCAUUGAAACCCAGGUGGACCACGGCCUGGGCUCAGCCUGGGUUCCCAGCCACCGGCGGGUGCAUCCGCCCACACUGCGUAUGAGGAAGCUAAACUGGCAGAAGCUGCCAUCCAACGUGACUCGAGAGCGCAACUCCAUGUGGGCAUCUCUGAGCAGCCCCAACAUCAUGGUGGUGGAGCCUGACUUCUCCAGCCUCGAGCAGCUUUUCUCCUUACCUGAAGUCAAGCCUAAGGAACGAGCAGCAGCUGCCCCGGCUAGGAAGGAGCCCAAAGAGAUCACUUUUCUUGACUCCAAGAAGAGCUUGAACCUCAACAUCUUCCUGAAGCAGUUUAAAUGCCCCAAUGAGGAGGUCGCUGGUAUGAUCCGGGCUGGAGACACCACCAAGUUUGAUGUGGAGGUUCUCAAACAGCUCCUCAAGCUCCUUCCGGAGAAGCAUGAGAUUGAAAACCUGCGGGCGUUCACAGAUGAGCAAGCCAAGCUGGCCAGCACCGACCAGUUCUACCUCCUCCUGCUGGGCAUUCCCUGCCACCAGCUGCGGGUCGAGUGCAUGCUGCUGUGUGAAGGCACAUCCGUCAUGCUAGACAUGGUGCAGCCCAAGGUCCAGCUGGUCCUCGCCGCCUGUGACAGCCUGCUCACCAGCCAGCAGCUGCCCAUCUUCUGCCAGCUAAUCCUUAGGAUCGGGAACUUCCUCAACUAUGGCAGCCACACAGGUGACGCCGAUGGCUUCAAGAUCAACACAUUGCUGAAGCUCACGGAGACCAAGUCCCAGCAGAACCGUGUGACACUGCUACACCACGUGCUGGAGGAAGUGGAACAGAGCCACCCUGACCUCCUGCAGCUGCCCCAGGACCUGGAGAAGCCCUCCCAAGCAGCUGGGAUCAACCUGGAGGUCAUCCGCUCAGAGUCCAGCACCAACCUGAAUAAGCUUCUGCAGACGGAGCAGAAGGUGUCUGGCUCGGUCCCCGAGGUGCAGGAGCAGUACAGCAGUCGCCUCCAGGACCACAUCGUAGCCUCUCGGGCACUGGACGAGCAGUUUGAAGCCAUCAAGCAGAAGAAGUUGGCACUGGCUGAGUACCUGUGCGAGGACGCCCAGCAGCUCUCCCUGGAGGACACCUUCAGCACCAUGAAGACCUUCCGGGACCUCUUCAUCAAUGCCCUGAAGGAGAACAAGGACCGGAAGCAGCAGGCGGCAAGGGCGGAGAGGAGGAAGCAACAGCUGGCGGAGGAGGAGGCGCGGAGGCCACGGGGCGCGGACGGGAAGCCUGUCAGGAAGGGUCCUGGGAAGCAGGAGGAGGUGUGUGUCAUCGAUGCCCUGCUGGCUGACAUCAGGAAGGGCUUCCAGCUGCGGAAGACGGCCCGUGGCCGUGGGGACGCCGAAGGGGCCAGCAAGGCAGCCUCAAUGGAACACCCGAGGGUCACAGAGCCCGUGUCCGCCAGCGACCCUGCAGGAGCCCCCAUGGGCAGCACUAGCUGCCCCACUCCAAAGCCCGGCCUUGCUGCUGCUGCGGUGGCCAGCAAGUCCCCGGCUUGGGACCUGGUAGAUGCCGUGACCCCCGACCCACAGCCCACUGGAGAGCAGUUGGAGGAGGGUUGUCCCGCGCCACUGGAGAGGCGUUCCUCCUGGUACAUCGAUGCCAGUGAAUUCUUCACUGCUGAGGACACCUGGAGCCCCCAGCCCUCCAAGGAGGCCUGGCCAGUGACUCUGGGAGAUGCUCGAGCCCUGGAGCCCCUCAAGUUCUCCAGCAUCAAGCCCCCUGAGACCAAAAGUUCAAGCCAAGAUGCUGAGGACCCCAAAGCCUUGCAGGGCAUCCACCUAGCCGAGGCAGACAGCACCAACGAGGGGCUGGGGGACGUGGCCGUCCAUGGCCACAGUGCUCGCCUCCCUGCCACAGGCCCCAGUGGGGAUGAGGACGAGGAGGACACAGCCCCAGAGUCCGCACUGGACACGUCCCUGGACAAGUCCUUCUCUGGGGACACAGUGACUGACUCCUCGGGGUCUGGCACCCUCCCCAGGGCCCGGGCCCGGGCCUCCAAGGGGACAGGCAAGCGAAGGAAGAAGCGCCUCCCAAGGAGCCAGGAAGGCCUCAGGCCCAAGCCCAAAGCCAAGUGAGAGACCUCGGGCCGGCCUUGGCACAGCAGCGGCCGCUGGACGUGCUGCUGAGCAAGGUUCUUCUGGCUGAGAGUCACAGCCUGGGACUGGGCUCUGGGAAACCAAAACUC